AGAAAUACUGUAUCUAUAUUUUUUAACGCGUCAUCUCGCGUUAUAUGCGAGAUCGUGCGUUUUUAAUGGUGAUUUUGUAUUAAAAAUCGUCGACGCGCGAAAACGCAAUUAACAAUGGCCGUUGCGUCAUCUCAGCAAUUAAGAUGGUUCUUAUUGUUCGUCGAAAUUCGCGACAAAGUCGCUUGCGUGCGCACAGGUAAAAGCGGUUGUCCAUGUCCAUCCGUUGGGACGAUGACAUAACCUCUUUUCGCGGAGUGGGAGCUGUGCUGCGUUCGGCACCCGAUAUUCUUCCAUCUGUGUCGCACAUGAGCCAGACAGAUUCGCGUAAAUUCCCGUGCAAUCUUAUUAUUUAGACAAUCUGGAAAAGGAUCAUCCGGUAAAAACAUGACGACGGAGAACGCGCAGAUUCGGGAACACGCGUCAAACGGCGUCGCCGAGGACGACGAUGUCGUGACACCGUGGACGGUCACGAGUAACAACGACACCGGAAUCGAUUACGAUAAAUUGAUCAAGAAAUUCGGAAGUUCCAAGAUAGACGACGAGCUGUUGGCCAGAUUCGAAAAGAUCACCGGCAAGAAACCUCAUCACUUUCUCAGAAGAGGGAUAUUCUUCUCCCACAGAGAUAUGAAUACCAUUCUGAAUCUUUACGAACAAGGAAAACCGUUUUACCUUUACACAGGUAGAGGACCUAGUUCGGACGCUAUGCAUCUGGGACAUCUCAUUCCGUUUGUGUUCUGCAAAUGGUUGCAGGAUGUGUUCGAUGUUCCUUUGGUCGUGCAGAUGACGGACGACGAGAAGGCUAUAUGGAAGAAUAUAAAGAUAGAGGACGCCAUCAAACUGGCCUACGCGAACGCGAGAGAUAUAAUCGCCUGCGGCCUAAAUCCCGAAAAAACCUUCAUCUUUUCAAAUUUGGAACACGUUGGAAACAAUGCCGCAUUUUAUCAGAACAUGAUCAGGAUACAGAGAAGCGUCACGUUCAAUCAGGUGAAGGGCAUUUUUGGAUUCGGCGACAGCGAUCCGAUCGGAAAGAUCGCGUUUCCACCUACGCAGGCGGCACCGGCCAUUUCCAGUUCGUUUCCGUUUAUCUUCAAAAACGCCAAAGUGCCGUGUCUGAUCCCGUGCGGAAUCGAUCAGGAUCCUUACUUUCGCAUGACGAGGGACGUGGCGCCUAAACUUGGUUUUCCCAAACCAGCCUUGUUACAUUCCUGCUUCUUCCCGGCGUUGCAAGGUUCGAAGACGAAGAUGUCGGCGAGCGAUAACAGCACCGCGAUAUUUCUCACGGAUACCGCCAAACAGAUCAAGAAUAAGGUCAACAAGCACGCGUUCUCGGGCGGUCAGGACACCGUGGAGAAGCACAGACAACUCGGUGGAAAUUGCGAAGUGGAUAUAUCGUAUCAGUGGUUGCGAUUUUUCUUGGACGACGACGAGCGAUUGGAACAGAUCAGAAAAGGCUACACCAGCGGGGAGAUUCUCACGGGCGAGCUGAAGAAGGAGCUAAUUGACGUGCUGCAGCGAUUGGUUGCCGUUCAUCAGGAAGCGAAGAGUAAAAUAACGGACGACGUCGUCAGACAGUUCAUGACUCCCAGAGAUCUCGAUUUUGUAUCGAAAACGAAAUAACCGGUUGGCGAGCGUCAGAAGUACCAGUUCCAAACUCGUCCUUUUCGCGUCCGUGUAUUUAUCUCCAAUGAUCCUGGUAGAGAAAAAAAAUUCGUAUUUAAGUUUAUUUAUUUGAAAAUACCUCGAACACGUUGUACUCUCUCUCUCUUAAAGUUCAAUUUAGUUUUCAAGUGUGUGUUACUUUUUCGUUAAAAAAAGAUCAAAAUAACAAUUUUUCUACGAAUCCGCUUGUCGCCUCGUUAUUUAGAAGCUUUUUUGUGUACAGAUGUAUAAAGGUUCUUCACGUUGAAGCUUUGUAUAUAGAUGACGCAGCACGCAUCCGCGGUUUUUUCUCCGUCAACGAUUUUUGUAAGCAAUCGAUCUCUCGAUCAAUCACGAUGUAAGAAAUAAAAAAUUGUGUUUCAAUAACG
Messenger RNA from Pseudomyrmex gracilis, 2027 nucleotides. RefSeq names its product tryptophan--tRNA ligase, cytoplasmic (gene TrpRS). The coding region runs from base 385 to 1617 and encodes 410 amino acids. NCBI's taxonomy places the organism in Eukaryota, Metazoa, Arthropoda, Insecta, Hymenoptera, Formicidae. The transcript has 3 exons. Gene Ontology annotation, cellular component: cytoplasm. Gene Ontology annotation, molecular function: ATP binding; tryptophan-tRNA ligase activity. The record is from RefSeq and is a predicted model, not a curated record. Gene Ontology annotation, biological process: tryptophanyl-tRNA aminoacylation.